Molecule: messenger RNA, 1509 nt
Organism: Aureobasidium namibiae CBS 147.97
Lineage: Eukaryota; Fungi; Ascomycota; Dothideomycetes; Dothideales; Saccotheciaceae
Product: transcriptional adaptor 2
Exons: 2
Coding region: 1-1509 (502 amino acids)
Biological process (GO): chromatin remodeling; regulation of transcription by RNA polymerase II
Cellular component (GO): nucleus; SAGA-type complex
Molecular function (GO): chromatin binding; zinc ion binding; protein binding
Source: RefSeq, a predicted model, not a curated record
AUGGGCCUCAUCAAGAAGAAGACAGCCGUCAGGACUACCGAGGGAGGCAUCAAAUACAUUUGCGACAUCUGUUCCGCCGACAUUACUGCCACUGUUCGCAUCAGAUGCGCUGACGAUGACUGUGACAACUACGACCUGUGUGUUCCUUGCUUCGGAGAGGGCAAGUCUUCUGGCAAACACGACCCUGCUACACACGCCUUCCAGGUUAUAGAACAACAUUCAAUUCCGAUCUAUGUCGAGGACUGGGGUGCCGACGAGGAGCUGCUCUUGCUUGAGGGUGCUGAAACCUACGGCCUGGGCUCAUGGGCCGAUAUUGCAGACCAUAUUGGAGGUUACCGAACCAAGGACGAAGUGCGCGAGCACUAUAUCGAAACAUACCUCAAAAGCUCAAAAUUCCCUCUGCCAGAACGCGCUAGUCCCAAGGACACCACCCUGUCCGACUCCGUCCCUAGAGAUGAGUUCCAGGCUCGUAAGAAACGGAGGAUAGAAGAGCGAAAAGAGGCCGCCAAAAAUCAAGCCAUUAUCGACUCCAAGCAGAAGCCUACCUCCAGUGUGCCUUCGUGUCACGAAGUCCAAGGCUUCAUGCCUGGUCGUCUCGAGUUUGAGACCGAGUACUUCAACGAGGCCGAAGAAGCAGUUCAACAUAUGCACUUCGAGCCAGGCGAUGGCAUCAACCCUACUACUGGAGAGCUUGAACCCGAAAUGGACCUCAAGAUCACUGUCAUGGACAUUUACAACCACCGUCUCACCGCUCGUGUGGAGAGGAAGAAAGUACUCUUUGAGCACAAUCUGCUCGAGUACCGCAAGAAUACCGCAGUCGACAAGAAGAGGACUAAAGAUGAGCGCGAUCUGAGCAAUAAGAUGAAGCCGUUUGCGCGCAUGAUGAACCACUCGGACUUUGAGGCAUUUGCAACGGGCAUCGAGUAUGAGCACAGUAUACGACAAGCCAUCAAGCAACUACAAGACUGGCGGCGCAUGCAGAUCAGUGAUCUCAAGACUGGAGAAAAGUACGAAGUCGAGAAAGCCGCGCGACAGGCCAGAGCUGCAGCGAACGCAGACCGCUUCUCGUUACCUAGUAGAGUCCAUAAACCCAGUGCCCAGGAACCACCAUCAGCAGCGUCAGCAUUGAUCGGACCAGAGCUACCACCAAAGCCAAGCACUACUGGCUUGCAGACACCACCUGAAUCAACAUCCCCAAACGCUAGUGUGAGCAAUCCUCCACCAAGGUUCCCGUUACAAACGAUAACGGGUGUAUCGAAGAUUGAUCUGUAUGGCAACAACAGCCAGGACUCACAUCUCUUGACUGAAAACGAGCAAGAAAUUUGCAGGGUGGUGCGUGUUCAGCCAAAGGCAUAUCUGGUCAUGAAGGACGCUGUGCUAAAGGAAGCGCUACGAUCAAACGGCUGUCUGAAACGGAAGAAUGUCAAGGAGAUUUGUAGAAUCGAUACGACCAAGGCUGGGAAACUAUUCGACUUUUUUGUCUGGUCUGGAUGGAUUGCUAAGGGGUGA